UAAUAAUUUGAAUUAAAAAAUAAAAAAAAAAAUAGAAUAUUUAUGAAAACCUAAUACCGCUAAUUGUGUGUUUGGGUACAAAAAGGAAAUUUAUGCAAAUGAAUUAAAAAAAAAAAAAAAUAAUUGAAAAAAUAUACAAGUACAUACAUACAUACACACUUAUGUGCAUAUGUACAUAAUAUAUUUUGAGUUAUUGAAUAAAAUAGAAUCGGGCUGUGCUGUGCUCCAGUUUUUUAACCAUUUUUUUUUUUUGCGAUUUGCGACUUUGUGCUUGAAUUUUGAAAAUUUUCUUGUUUACAUCAAAGUGUACACGACGGUUUUUCAUUAUAAAAAGCAAAACACACUGAAAAAGAAAAAAAAAACACAGAGAAAAAAAAAACAAGUGAAAAUUUCAAUUUCAAAGUGUUUUUUAUAUUUUUUGUUUUUUUUUUUUUGAUUUGAGUUUAAAUUAAAAAUUUUCAUAAUUUUUCUGCACAUUGUAAUUGCUUUAUUAUAAAAACGAAAGAAAGAGUUGAUUGGUGUCUUAACAAUUAAAAAUCAUAAACAUAAAAGUCUAAGAAAAAAUAGAUCGCGAUGUCGAUUAGUUUUGAAAAACAUCGUGAAAAAUUAAUUUCUGCAUGGAAAGAUGUACUGGAUGACAAGAGCUCUACGGACUGGUCACUAUUUGGGUAUGAAGGUCAAACGAAUGAAUUGAAAUUAGUUAGCAGUGGUGAAGGUGGUUUAGAUGAAUUAUUAGAAGAUUUAAAUACCGGUAAAAUAAUGUAUGCAUUUGUAAGAAUUGAGGAUCGUAAAACGAGCCUUAGGAAAUAUUUAUUAAUUAAUUGGCAGGGUGAGGGUGCACCAGUCGUACGUAAAGGAACUUGUGCCAAUCAUAUUCAUGAUGUUAGUAAUUUUUUUACCGGUCAUCAUUUAACUAUAAAUGCACGUAAUGAAGAUGAUAUUGAUUUAGAACGUAUACAAAAGAAAUUAAGUACAGUAAGUUCAGCGUAUAGUUUUAAGGAACCAAGAAUGGUGCAUGAAGAACAGAAGACUCCAAUUGGUACAAACUAUUCAAGAGUUAUACCAGCUAAAGAAUUAAAUCCAGAAGAAAUGCACAAUUUCUGGAAGAAAGAAGAAGAAGAAGAAAAAAGACGUAUAGAAUUAGAAAGACAACGAAAGCAUGAAGAAUUGAUGAAAUUAGAAGAGGAGCAACGCCAACGUGAAGAAAAAGAACAUAGACUACGUGAAAUGCAAAUAACAAAUGGAAAUAAAUUGCAACCAGCUUAUAGUCCAAUUAAAACUUCACCACAACCAUUGAGCCCAGACAAGUCAAUGCCAAGUCCAACAAGAACAAUUACAGAAGCUGAACGUAUGCGUCAAUUGAGAAGUCAAGAAGCUAGAGAAUUAAUUGGAAGUACUGUAGGAAAUGCAAAAGCAAUAUUCACACAAAAUUCAACAGAUGGACAAAUACAAAAUAAAAAUGCUCCAAUAAAACCAGUUCGCAAUUCUAUAGCUCAACGUAUAAAUCAAUUGAAUAAUUCAUCACAAAAUGAAAGUGGAUCACCGGAAAUAAGAUCACCAAUUAAAAUACAACGGGAAAUUGUUAAAGAAGAACAAAAUAAUGAUGAAUAUGAACAAGAAAUAGAAAUCAAUAAUAAAAUAUCACCAUCACAAGAACAACAAUCAGAAUCAUUAUCACCAUCAACAAUAGCUGCUACUGUUAAUUCAGAUGAAUAUGAAAAUGAAGAUCAAUUUUCGACAAUAAAACGUUCGCCACAUAGUAAAACAAAUUCGGUAACAUCACCAACAAAUGAAGACAAUAAAUCACCAAAAGAAAUUGUUGAUAAUUUGGGUCAAAAUCAAGAAGUUUAUAUAACAAAUGGAAAUGGAAUUGUUAAUCAACAAGAAAACAAUGUGAAUAAUGAAAAUGAAUUCAUAGAUGAGGGAUUAAAAGCUUAUGCUUUAUAUGAUUAUCAAGCAGCUGACGAAACUGAAAUAACAUUUGAUCCAGGCGAUAUUAUAACACGUAUAGAUCAAAUUGAUGAAGGAUGGUGGUAUGGAAUGGGUCCCGAUGGAAUGUGCGGUUUAUUUCCAGCAAAUUAUGUUCAAUUAAUCGAGUAAAAUCAUAAUAGAAAACAAUAAUAGUCAAUCUAAUUGUAUUCAAUAUAAAAAGGGAAUUGAACAAUAUUAUAUACGUACAUUAUACUCAUAUAAUGAUUUUUUUUUUUAAAUUUUGAUAAAUCAAAAUUUAAGCAAUUGAAAAUAUGAAAUCAAUGAAAAUGAUUGUAUUAAUUAAAUAGUAUUCUCUUAGAAUAUUCAAAUAAUUGUUCAUGUUCUAAGGUGCAAAGUGUUGUUAAUUUGUAAAAGAUGUUAAUUUUUUUUUUAUAAUUUAUUUAAAUUAUUCUUUUUUUUUUUUGUAAUAUUCUUUUGAGCUUUUUUGAAUAAUUCAAUAUUUUUAUUUAUUUUAAAUUUUAAUAAAUUUUUUUACUAAAUAUUUUGCCAUAACUACUUUUAUUUUGAAAAUAAAUUUGAAUUUAUAAAA
Molecule: messenger RNA, 2521 nt
Organism: Condylostylus longicornis
Lineage: Eukaryota; Metazoa; Arthropoda; Insecta; Diptera; Dolichopodidae
Gene: Abp1
Product: drebrin-like protein
Exons: 9
Coding region: 574-2100 (508 amino acids)
Biological process (GO): positive regulation of axon extension; positive regulation of dendritic spine morphogenesis; regulation of actin filament polymerization
Cellular component (GO): postsynaptic density; dendrite; actin filament
Molecular function (GO): actin filament binding
Source: RefSeq, a predicted model, not a curated record